Xiphophorus maculatus (southern platyfish) is the source of this 906-nucleotide messenger RNA. RefSeq names its product ribonuclease P/MRP subunit p25 like (gene rpp25l). NCBI's taxonomy places the organism in Eukaryota, Metazoa, Chordata, Actinopteri, Cyprinodontiformes, Poeciliidae. Bases 201 to 812 code for a protein of 203 amino acids. The record is from RefSeq and is a predicted model, not a curated record. Gene Ontology annotation, biological process: tRNA 5'-leader removal. Gene Ontology annotation, molecular function: RNA binding. The transcript has 3 exons. Gene Ontology annotation, cellular component: ribonuclease MRP complex.
GAGAGAAGCAGGUUGAUAACCCCGAACCGAACCGAACCCAGCUGCCGGUACCAGAACCAGGAGCUCAGGGAAACCGAGCCGCCGAUCAGCUGCUGUUUGGAUCCCGGUUCUGUUGACGACCCAGAUGGAACCAGAACCACUCAGACUGGAAGUUGAUCACGUUUGGACCUGAAGCGGAUCAUUUUGUUAUUUUGUUUGAGAUGGAGAACUACAGCCGGGCCCGGGUCGUGGAGCAGCCGUGCGUCUCUCCGUUCGCCGAUCUUCCCGACACGCCGGAGGUCCGGGUCAGAGGCGGCAGCAAGAUCCGGAACCUGCUGCGCUUUGCUCUGAGCCAGCUGGAGGCUGGGCCGGGCUGGGCCCAGAAGGAAGGGGAAGAGGCCGGUUCUGGUCCUGGUCCCAGCCCCGCUCCGCCCUGCGGUCGGCUGCUGUUCAGCGCCAGCGGCCGGGCCGUUUCCAAGGCGAUCACCUGCGCGGAGGUGGUGAAGCGGCGCCUGACGGGGCUUCACCAGCUGACCCGGCUGGCCCAGUCCACGGUUCUGGAGGUGUGGGAGCCACUGGAGGCCGGCUCCGGCCUGGACAGCCUGACCGUCAGCAGGAAGCUGCCGGCCGUCUGGAUCCUGCUCUCCCGGGAGCCGCUGGACCCGGAGCAGCCCGGCUACCAGGCGCCGGGGCGCUACGACGCCCUGUGGGCCCCGGAGGGCGCCGGCGGGGCGGGCGCCGGGCUCCGCAGGAGGAGAGGAGGAGGAGGAGGAAGAGGGAAGGGUUCCGGCCGACACACCGGCCGCUCCAGAGAGCCUGGCAAAGGACAGUAGAGGUUUCCAUAGCAACUGGACAGGAAGUGACUCCAUGUUUGCGUUGACGUCCAGUUUGAUGUUUUGACUUAAUAAAGUUUAGCAGGAGAAAGUA